Doryrhamphus excisus (bluestripe pipefish) is the source of this 2319-nucleotide messenger RNA. RefSeq names its product PDZ and LIM domain 2 (mystique) (gene pdlim2). The record is from RefSeq and is a predicted model, not a curated record. Gene Ontology annotation, biological process: muscle structure development; actin cytoskeleton organization; heart development. Lineage: Eukaryota; Metazoa; Chordata; Actinopteri; Syngnathiformes; Syngnathidae. Gene Ontology annotation, molecular function: muscle alpha-actinin binding; actin binding. Gene Ontology annotation, cellular component: filamentous actin; stress fiber; Z disc.
AUGCAGACGCCAGUGGUUUUGCGGCAGAAAUGGCUCAAUUACCAUCACCGGGGUAACACCCUCGUCUCCUCCCGGCCCUGCGGUGCGACACGCCCCAGUUUGCUGACUUUGACAAACCCUUUAUUUUGGUCAGAGCACAUGGCAGCGGCAGCUCAUCCCGGUGACAGCCUCGCUCGGCGCAGCCACAGGUGGAGUUGAUCUUUCCCCAGAGGGAACAGCUCAAAGACUAAAGUAACUUUCUUUGAACUAAUUAAUCUUUCUACCUUGACGGAGGACACUCAAAAGUUUAUUUUGGUGAAGAGACUUUUUGUGUGUCGGUGCAAAUCGCCACCAGGUGGGGACGACGACACCUUUAUCUUGGUUCUCAAGAGUGCACGGCAGCCUGAUCAAUGGCGCUGACAGUGAACUUGAGUGGUCCAUCACCAUGGGGUUUCAGAAUAGUUGGAGGAAGGGACUUCAAGAAGGCCAUAACUGUAUCAAAGGUCAAUGGAGGCAGCAAAGCAGAGCAAGCAGCUCUCAAACUAGGUGAUGUCAUCUUGGCCAUCAAUGGGGAAAAUACUGCUGACAUGCUAAAUGCAGAAGCCCAAAAUAAAAUCAAGAACUCCAAGACCCAUCUGCAGCUAGUUGUGGAAAGGUGUGAUUUAUCCAGCCCUCGCCAGACAAACGGAAUCAGCACCCCUGAACAGCUUACAGGACGAUUUCAGGAGUCAUUAAUAGUGAGUCGAGAUGAGAACCAGAACUACAGAGAGUACACCAUUUCGAGUCCUGCAUCAAUGUCACCUGGGCCUUAUUCACCACAUCCUCCUGCCAGUCCUGAUGGGAAGAGAGAUGGGCUGCUAGCCACCACCAACAGGAGUGUUCAGCUGCGCUCAUGGUCGCCAGAAGAGAAGAGUUUCAGACUGCCAAGACCACUUUCACAGGACUUCUCUCCUUCCGACUACAGAAACAAUUCUUUGUCGAGCAGAACCCCUACCCCACCAGGACGCUACUCGCCCAGUAGCUCAAUCGAUCAGGAUGUUCACAUGUCUCCUCGUCGCAGUAGUUCAAGCUCUGAAUUCAUCAUGCAGAAGUUUGACAAGGACUCCGAAGUGUACAAAAUGAUCCAGGACAAUCGAGAGUCUCGUGUGGCACCUCGUCAAUCCAAUACCUUUAAGAUGCUCCAAGAAGUUCUGGAGGCUGAUGAGAAAGAGGCGGCACUGAGGUUCCCGGGAAAGCUAUCCCCCAAUCCUCCCAAGCAAAGUGCGCCCGUGGGAGGAGUCAGCAAAUAUCACAUCUGUGAGAAGUGUGGCACCAGCAUUGUCACACAGGCUGUUCGCAUCGUGGACGACCGCUUUCGCCACCCCGAGUGCUACACGUGCACAGACUGCGGCCUUAACCUCCGAAUGAGAGGUCACUUCUGGGUGGGAGAUGUGAUGUACUGUGAGAAGCACGCCAAGCAGCGGUACCAAGGCCCAGGGAGCUCGCCACGUUCCAGCGUGUCUCCUCCUCGCCAGUGAGUCUGCGCCCACUCCACGCAGAGUGCUGCUGGCCUGCCUGAAGAUCCACCUCGACUGACUCUGUUAGGGAUAUCGGGAAUGUGGACAGGGAUCAACAUGGCGGAGAAUGUUCUUUUCCGAUCACAUUUAACCAUGUUGGGCAUUAUCAUCAUUCACUUAAGUUAACUUUGUGGUAAGACAAUUUUGGGGAGGUUUUCCAUGUGCCUCACCGGCACUGUCACUGCUAUGGAUUGUGGACACCACACUGUACUGAGGCCAGUUUUACAACAGGGACUCUAUUUGACAAUCUGGAUAAUCAUUCUUGGUGAUACAAAGGGACCAAAUCCGACCCAGAACGCAUGCCAUGUUACUGUGUGUGGGUGCGCAUGUUGCUUGCAACUGUGUGUGUGUGUGUGUGUGUGUGUGUGUGUGUGUGUGUGUGUGUGUGUGAACAUGAGAGGGAGUAGAGAGUAGAGGAAUACUGAGUGUCAGUGAUGUUUGCAAGCUCGAAUGAUUUUGUUUGGAGUUUUUUUCUGCGCUAGGCAAGCCCUACAUGCCCUCAAAAUGUUUGUCUCUGUGUUAACAGAAUUUAAUAGGAAAAACAUUUGGAAAAAAAACGUAUUUGCUGACUAUUUCUUGCUGUUGCUUAUGAGGGGUUAAAGAUUCUUUCAUCAUACAAAUACUUUAAUGCGUGAUUGAACACUAUGCAAUAAUAUAUAUCAUUUGCAAUGCCUAAUGUACAGUAUGCACAAGAAAAGAAAAGUGUGUGAAAAGAAGCAGUGAUGAUAUUCGCCUAUUUACAGCAGUACUCGACAUGGGCACUUAAUAAAUUGCACAACUUGAA